GACGACACCAAAUCUCUGACGUGAAAUGGAAUCGGCUUCUCGCAUCUAGAAAUAGCACUUUGAGAUCUUGCUUGACGACAGAAUCUAUACAAGUUCUGAUCCUAUUAGUGCCAUCACUCAUCAACCAAGCGGAUACCCACCCCAACUUGGAUGACAUCGUUGUGUACAUCUCUUCAGGAUCGAGAAGCAACAUCAACAAAACCAGAACCAUGGAUCAAGCGCAUUCCAGGGCUCUCGAGGCCCUACAGCCAUUUAUACAUCUGACGACAUCAUCGACAGCCUCCUCCCCUCGGUUCGUUGCCAAUAUUAUCGCGAACGCUACUUCUCACCCAAACACAUACGUCUUCGCCGAGUUGUUAGAAACCUCAGCUGUGCAGGCUCUGGGCUCAGCGGAUACCCCUGAAGAAUUUCGCGGUUAUUUGAAGCUGCUUGAGAUAUUUGCUUGGGGCACAUGGCAGGAAUACCAAGAAACGCCCGGCUUACCGACUCUCAAUGAUCAGCAAGCCUUGAAACUGCGUUUACUAUCCCUCCUCUCCUUGUCAAGCACCAUCCGCCCGCUCACGUACCAGGCAUUGAUGCAAGCGCUCUCAAUCCCCACCGCAGUUAAACUCGAGUCACUCGUCACAACCGCAAUUUACUCGUCCUUGAUAGUGGCAAGACUUUCACCGGCUACAAAUCCACCGACAGUCAACGUAACAGCUGUUGCACCGCUACGAGAUGUCAGACCCCAAACCGUGUCUACUUUGAUCUCAAUCCUGUCUGAAUGGGAAGGUCGCUGCGGAGACAUUAUCAAUGGCAUUGAAGCUGAGAUCGCAAAGAUCAAAGACCAGACUGUCAGAAACAGCAUUUUGAAACGUCAAUGCACACUCGCCCUUGAAAAGGCCAUCGCUGCCGAUAUGGACGGCGGAGAAGACAACACCGGUUUGCGCAGUGGUGGGAGAAAUACCAAACAUAGUCUUCGUGGUGGCAGAACUGCCGGUGGAAUCAGAUUCGGUGGUUCUUCUACAGGGGGCAAUAUCAGUAACAAGCGCGAAUACAGUGAUGAUCAGGAUGAUGAUGACGAUGAUGGGUAUUUUGACAAUGCAAGUGAUGGGGGAUUAGAUGUGUCUGGUUCCCGUAUGGAGAUUGAUGAAGGUGCAGGCGCUAGUAGAGGAGCGACCAGACAGACGAAGAGAUUGCUUGGUGUAGGUAGGAAGACGUGAGUCGAUGUGUCUCUGGAAUGUCCAUUGAACUCACCCUUCACGCGAGAGUGCCACUACCUACUUAGAUUAUGAAUGACAUUUUAUGACCCCAAC
Talaromyces stipitatus ATCC 10500 is the source of this 1295-nucleotide messenger RNA. Its product is annotated as COP9 signalosome subunit 7 (CsnG), putative. The record is from RefSeq and is a predicted model, not a curated record. The transcript is spliced from 2 exons. Lineage: Eukaryota; Fungi; Ascomycota; Eurotiomycetes; Eurotiales; Trichocomaceae. Gene Ontology annotation, cellular component: COP9 signalosome. The coding region runs from base 210 to 1202 and encodes 330 amino acids.